AUGCAACCGCAAGCGAACGUCGCCGUGCCUCAAGCCGUCACGACGCAGGCUCAACAAAUUGUCGGUGUGCCUGCAAAUGCCGUGAUCUUGAAAAUGUCGGAUAUACAACAGAUAUCGACAGUCGGGCUGCUGGAGCUUGCCCACCGAGAAUACCAGGCUGGCGAUUAUGAUAGUGCUGAAUUGCAUUGUAUGCAAUUGUGGCGUCAGGAUGCUACUAACACUGGGGUUCUGUUACUCCUCUCGUCCAUUCACUUCCAGUGUAGAAGGCUGGAUAAAUCAGCACAUUUUUCCACGCUCGCAAUCAAGCAGAACCCUUUAUUGGCAGAGGCUUACAGCAACCUCGGCAAUGUAUACAAAGAGAGGGGUCAACUUCAAGAUGCUCUGGAGAACUACCGCCACGCUGUGCGCCUAAAGCCUGACUUUAUUGAUGGGUACAUAAAUUUGGCUGCUGCCUUGGUAGCCGCUGGUGACAUGGAGCAGGCAGUGCAAGCAUAUGUUACAGCCUUGCAGUACAAUCCAGAACUCUACUGCGUCAGAAGCGACUUGGGCAAUUUGCUCAAGGCCCUCGGACGUCUCGACGAGGCAAAGGUGUUGUCUGGUAAGACAGUAGGUGUGACUGCCGCUGUAUCUAGCUGGGUUACGGCAUGUUACUUGAAAGCCAUAGAGACGAGGCCAGAUUUUGCCGUAGCCUGGAGUAAUCUCGGAUGCGUUUUUAACGCCCAAAGCGAAAUAUGGCUGGCUAUUCACCAUUUCGAGAAGGCAGUGGCAUUGGACCCCAAUUUCUUGGACGCUUACAUAAACCUCGGAAACGUCUUAAAAGAGGCUAGAAUUUUUGACAGGGCAGUAGCUGCAUACUUACGGGCACUUAACCUAUCUCCCAACAAUGCUGUUGUGCACGGAAACUUGGCGUGCGUGUAUUACGAGCAGGGGCUUAUCGAUUUGGCCAUUGACACGUACCGAAGAGCGAUCGAACUGCAGCCCAAUUUCCCCGAUGCAUAUUGUAAUUUAGCGAAUGCGCUCAAAGAAAAAGGCCAAGUGGCCGAUGCGGAAGAGUGCUACAACACAGCGCUCCGGCUGUGCCCUUCACACGCCGAUUCACUCAAUAACUUAGCUAAUAUCAAACGCGAACAAGGAUACAUAGAGGAGGCGACUCGCCUAUACCUGAAGGCUUUGGAAGUAUUCCCAGAAUUCGCAGCCGCACACAGCAACCUAGCUUCCGUUUUACAACAGCAAGGAAAACUAAACGAAGCGCUUAUGCAUUACAAGGAGGCUAUUCGCAUUCAGCCGACAUUCGCCGAUGCUUACAGCAACAUGGGUAACACCCUGAAAGAGAUGCAGGAUGUCGCCGGCGCGUUGCAAUGUUACACUAGGGCGAUUCAAAUUAACCCCGCAUUCGCCGACGCUCACAGUAACCUGGCAAGUAUACACAAGGACUCCGGGAAUAUCCCCGAGGCUAUCCAGUCGUACCGGACGGCGUUGAAAUUGAAGCCGGACUUCCCAGACGCGUAUUGUAACCUAGCGCAUUGCCUACAAAUUGUCUGUGAUUGGACCGAUUACGAGGCGCGAAUGAAAAAGUUGGUGAGCAUUGUCGCCGAACAGCUGGACAAGAAUAGGCUGCCGUCCGUUCACCCACACCACUCCAUGCUGUACCCGCUGACGCACGAAUAUAGAAAGGCGAUAGCCGCCCGCCACGCGAAUCUAUGUCUGGAAAAGGUUCAAGUACUACACAAGCCGCUCUACAAAUUCCCCCGCGAAUUGCAAGGUCGUCUGCGUAUCGGAUACGUCAGCAGUGACUUUGGCAAUCACCCAACGUCUCAUCUCAUGCAAUCCGUCCCGGGGCUUCACGAUCGGGGCAAAGUUGAGAUCUUCUGUUACGCCCUGAGUUCCGAUGACGGAACCACUUUCCGCUCCAAAAUCGCCCGGGAGGCGGAGCAUUUCAUUGAUCUCUCUCAACUGCCGUGUAACGGAAAAGCCGCAGACAAGAUUUACGGAGAUGGCAUUCAUAUACUAGUAAACAUGAACGGUUAUACAAAGGGCGCUAGGAAUGAGAUAUUCGCUUUGAGGCCGGCUCCCGUACAAGUGAUGUGGCUGGGAUACCCCGGCACGAGUGGAGCGAGUUACAUGGACUAUCUGGUCACUGACGCCGUGACCUCACCCGUGGAACUGGCGAGCCAGUACAGCGAGAAGUUGGCGUACAUGCCUCACACCUACUUUGUGGGUGAUCACAAGCAGAUGUUCCCUCAUUUGCAGGAGCGCUUAAUUCUCAGCGAUAAAGUGAAGUCGCAUAACAGCCUUGGUGGUGUAGCUGAUAACGUGGCGGUCAUUAACGCGACAGAUUUGUCACCCCUGGUGGAGCAUACUGACAUCAAAGAGAUCAAGGAGGUGGUGAGGGCGGCGAGACCUGUGGAAAUUUCAUUAAAAGUGGCAGAAUUGCCCACUACGACACCAAUUGAAACGAUGAUAGCGUCCGGACAGGUUCAGACGUCCGUAAACGGAGUCAUUCUCCAAAACGGAUUAGCGACCACCCAAACGAACAACAAGGCAGCAACCGGCGAGGAGGUUCCACAGUCCAUUGUGAUAACCACCAGACAGCAGUACGGAUUGCCAGACGACGCGGUGGUCUACUGCAACUUCAACCAGCUAUACAAGAUAGAUCCCCUCACACUUCACAUGUGGGUGUACAUCUUGAAACAUGUGCCGAAUAGUGUUCUCUGGCUGUUGAGGUUCCCGGCUGUCGGUGAACCAAAUCUACAGUCGACUGCUCAGCAAUUAGGGUUACCACCAGGUCGCAUUAUUUUUUCAAAUGUAGCUGCUAAGGAGGAGCAUGUAAGACGUGGACAGUUGGCGGACGUCUGCUUAGACACACCCCUAUGUAACGGACACACGACUAGCAUGGAUAUCUUAUGGACUGGCACGCCCGUGGUUACUCUGCCCGGAGAGACGUUGGCUUCCCGUGUGGCGGCGUCGCAAUUAAACACGCUCGGUUGUCCCGAAUUAAUUGCUAGGACUCGUCAGGAAUACCAAGACAUCGCCGUGAGACUUGGCACCGACAGGGAGUACCUAAAAGCAAUCCGGGCGAAAGUGUGGACGGCGAGAACGGAAAGUCCUCUAUUUGACUGCAAAGCUUACGCAACAGGCCUCGAAAUGCUCUACAGCAAAAUGUGGUCCAAGUACGCCCGUGGAGACCGCCCCGACCACCUCAGUGCCAUAGACAAAUAG
Molecule: messenger RNA, 3219 nt
Organism: Leptosia nina
Lineage: Eukaryota; Metazoa; Arthropoda; Insecta; Lepidoptera; Pieridae
Source: the annotation of a GenBank genome assembly